AUGGCGACCUUCUCCCCAUCGCCAGGUCCGCGCAGAAACUAUGUCGUACCCCCUACUCGUUUACGACAUUCACGGCUCGCCACUCCACGGGCGGCGGCAGAUCCAGAUGACUCUAUGGAGGAUGCUAUAUCUGUUGCUUCGGCUUCCGUAGCAGGGAUGGACGUUGACGAAAUCGCCUCGAUUGGGGGUACUGCUAGCCCGUCACGAUCCACCCUUGGAGGACCCAGGUUGAAAGCGGAGACUGUGUACGCGAAGAGCGAGGAGCUCAAAGUCGUGUUCUACGCGCACUUGCCAAUCGAGGUCAAGCAAGUGCUGAGAAACGCCGAUUUCUUACGGGAUGCAUACACAGGUGGCAUUGACGUCGCCACUGGGUUUGCGCUCAUCGCUUCGGCUCAGACGUGUUUUGCGUGGCAACACAAUCAAGCCCUGGCAGGCGCGCCUACUUGUUACAUCUUCCCAUGCCCGCUUGACCCGACUCAGACAUGUGCCCCACUGCAUGCCUUCAUCCCGUACUCCACCUCUCGCGAGCCGGGACUUAUUCUUAUCUCGGUGAACGGUGAAGUAAGGUGCUGGGAUAGCGUCGGAAUCGGUCUGGCGGGUGGCGAGUACUAUUCAACCAUUGUGCUGGGCUUGGAUGCUGGAGAAGAAGUGACAGUAUUGACAAGGGCCGAGCCUCAAACAUAUGUAGCCGCCACCUCACUUGGCCGCAUCUUCCACCUCAACCUUACAUCCUCCGGGGGACGUUCGACCCUUUCUGCACACCCCUUUUCCCGUCCUUCAUCUGGCAUUCUCUCUCGCUUGUUGUUCUCGUCCUCUUCCCCCCUCACUGAACCAGGAACUAUAAACGCAAUCUGCAUAGGGGAACGGUCCGCGGCGGGCAAAGAUGUGUGGGCGCUGAUUGACACUCGACUGCAGAAGUGGAACAUGAGUGACGAAGGGUGGGAAGAACUACUGACCGAUGAAGAGCUCGCCGAUAUCAUUAGGCCCGCACUGAGGGACACGCUGGGUAGUGCAGCGGCGGUUGGCGACGAUGCCCGUAUGGACCUCGAGCUACUGGACCUCGCCAUUGAACGAACAGGUCAACUGGUGAUCUUGGUUUCGUUCGCCGGCGUAGAGGACAGUUACGUGGUGGGGCAGGGAAGCUCCCCGAGGAGAAUAUAUGCGAUCGUACGAGUAGCGUAUAGAGCGGGAGAGGCGAAGGUGCAAAAAAUAGGCGCCGUGCCGUACCAUAGCACAUCUAGUUCUGGUGCACCCAUGCAUCCUCGAAUGCAGGUCCCUCCUGGAGGAUCACCUAUCAGCAUUCAGUUUGGUGACGCCGUAGCUUUCGUUGCACGAGAUUCGGAGUACCAAGACCGGUUGUCGCUCAAAUCCUUCUCCGAUCGCACGCUUGGUCUGGCGAUAGGAGAGGAUGAAGGAAGCUCGUUGGUGCUGACGGCUGGCGUGAUGAUGAAAGCUACGCUUGACAUGGAGCGUGUCAACGACUUCGAUUCUGAGACGGGGAAAGCGCGAUUGAUCAAGAGUAUCAUGACACAGGGUAUUCUGUACGGCGCGAAUCCUCAAAAUCCUCUUCACUUCAGCCUACCGCCGGAAGUGGACGAAGAAAGUCUGAUGUCUGCUGCUGAACAACUCAGCCAACAAGUGCUUGAGUCAGACAUCGAAAUUGUCAGGUCCGGACAUGAUUUGAUCGCGCAAAUGGAGCAUCGAGCGAGCAGGCUUGUGUAUUUGUGCGAGUUUAUCAACGUGAACGGCGUAUUGCCAAAGGCAGGUUGUUUGACCAAUUUUAUGUCUCAAAGAAGUAGACAAAGGCUGUGCACGGACAGCGAGAAGUUGUUCGCCGCGAAAAGUCUGUGGGAGCAACACAACGAGCUCGUAGCGUCUGGGCACCGGAACACCGUCCUGGAGGAGGCAAUAUACUCGUAUAUGGCUGACGUCGGUGAGGGUCACCAUGAGGACUUGAUGCGCGCGUUUUUCCGCUUGAAAGUUGCAGACCUGGGCAAAAUCCUGCCCAAGGUGCUGGAGAGUGUUCAGAAGUCUGCCUAUAAUAUGAACAGGGCCACGGUGACCGUGCUGCCAGAAGCCAAUCAUAUCCUUUGUGUGAUCCUGCAAACGGGGUGGGAAUACCGAAGAGACAAAGAGCAGGCGUAUGGAGUUGAAAAACCUAUGAUCAAUCCCUGGACGAGCACCGCGGCAAUCGUUGAGGUUGUGAGGGAGCUGUUUGACAUCACGACACAGGUUGUGGAGUCCCCGGCGUCCGCCGCAGACAUCAGUCAGGUCCGAGCGGUACCGUUGUCACAGUUGCCCAGGCUUGCAAAAGUCCUAUUCCAAUGUUUAGAUGAACGCAUACAGUGGCUUAGGAGUCCGAUAGCCGCAGAGGACCCCGCCGCGAAGCGUGACUGUCAACUUCUCGAGGAAAGCUUCAAACAGCUCCGUCCCCAUGUAUUGGAGACCCUUCGGCGGAAUGAGCACGCGGACACGGCUUUCGCGCUGGCGGAGGAAUAUCAAGACUUCCGCAACCUGGCCGCACUGUGUCACAAGGAUACUGUGUAUCCGCCGCAUCAGAACCCGCACGCCUUGCGAAUUCAAGAAUACGUGCAACGUUUCCAAGAGGCAUUCACAAAAGAACUCUUCCAGUGGUACAUCGAGCAUGGCAAGUUUUCUGCAAAUGAUAACAUCGUUGUGUCAGAACAGUACGGCCAACAUAUUGACAGAUUCUUCGAGGAGCACCCUCACCGCUCUAUAGCCUGGAUUCAUGAUCUGGGCACACGCAACUAUGCUCCCGCGUCGCUCGCACUUCUAGCAGAGGCGCAGAGCGCGACAGAUCUGGAGUCGAAAGAGCUUCUUUUGAGCAUUGGCAAACUCUCUCAUCUCGCGCAGUUGCACGAAGCCGAAGGGUCUAUCGACGAGCCGACAUUGAAUGCAUUCCACGAUCAACUCGACCUCGUCAGUGUCCAUGAGGUUUUGUUGCGCGACUUGAAAACAGCUUUGGUGGGCUUGCGAGGAAAGCAGUCUCUUGAAGCGCAAGUGCAAGCAAUUGCAUCCAAACACGCAUCCAAACUGUCGGAAAAAAAGGCGCUGUUGCAGGUGUUCAAGCAACUCGUGCGGCAAUUACUGCAAGGACGGGUAUUGUCCAUCGAGGAUAUCGUGGACGUUUUGACCUUGAAGGACAAUACGGACUCUGUGGAUGAUUAUGCCACUGCACUGCAUCUUCUCGCUCGGGAACACACUCUGCCUGCGGGAAGAAGAUUGAUGGCAUUCAGGAGUACAUGGCGACGUAUCUUCAACCACGACGACUGGACCUACAUCAGACAGACCGUCGGCGUGAGUGACUCCGAAAUCAGCGAACGUCUACAAAAUACCGCGCUCUGCGCUGCACUACGUGCUACGCUCGCCAAACCGUAUCAUCCCCCCGGAUAUAUCUUACAACCCGGCGAAGCCCUCCCUGUCCCAACGAUGGCUGAGCUCGAAUCGCGGUGGCCUGGGACGGCACCUGAACAACUCGAGGAGAUCCAGAAGGAUUACACGUUGGAAAGCGAUGACCUCGGGGAACUGGAGCUCGAUGACGUGUACGAGCGAGCACGAGAGCUGGCGGCGGCAAGUCUCGACUUGUGA
Molecule: messenger RNA, 3609 nt
Organism: Punctularia strigosozonata HHB-11173 SS5
Lineage: Eukaryota; Fungi; Basidiomycota; Agaricomycetes; Corticiales; Punctulariaceae
Exons: 17
Coding region: 1-3609 (1202 amino acids)
Biological process (GO): protein import into nucleus; transcription-dependent tethering of RNA polymerase II gene DNA at nuclear periphery; poly(A)+ mRNA export from nucleus
Cellular component (GO): nuclear pore outer ring
Molecular function (GO): structural constituent of nuclear pore; protein binding
Source: RefSeq, a predicted model, not a curated record